Fulvia fulva is the source of this 1350-nucleotide messenger RNA. RefSeq lists its product as uncharacterized. The transcript is spliced from 5 exons. Bases 1 to 1350 code for a protein of 449 amino acids. Gene Ontology annotation, molecular function: FAD binding. The record is from RefSeq and is a predicted model, not a curated record. Lineage: Eukaryota; Fungi; Ascomycota; Dothideomycetes; Mycosphaerellales; Mycosphaerellaceae.
AUGGCGAGCCUCGAAAGUGGUAAGUCCGACUUGAAGCCGCUGGAUGUGCUCAUCAUCGGGGGUUCUUUGGGUGGCUUGAUGGCAGGCAUACUGCUGAAGCGCAGAGGUCACAAUGUUCGAAUUCUGGAGCAAGCCGAAUCAUCCGAGCGAGAAGGACUGGCUGCGGGCGUUGGCCUAUCAUUUCAUGUGAAGGCCUUCUUCGAGACUGAAGAUCGACUGAAAGACAGACCUUUGGGAGUGGCAAACGAUGCCUUCUAUGUAUUGGACUGGAAUAUGGAUGUCAAGUACAAACUGCCGACCAAGACCAAUCUGACUACCUGGGACUCGGCAUACUACCGGGCAAGAGCGAACUUCGAUCGAUAUGCGAGCUCGUAUGUGCCAGACCCACCACCAGUCGACGCUGAGAGCAACGAGGGAGAGGGUAUCUACUUGACUGGCAAGAAAGUGACCAAGGUGGAUGAUAUUGAUGGCAGAAUGACUGCCAUUGUUCAGAAUGCGCAAAGUGGCGAGGUCGAGCACUACCAGGGCGACAUUGUGAUAGCAGCAGAUGGCGCCAACAGCCCGAUCCGGCGGCAGCUCAACCCUGGCCUCGAGCGCGAGGAGCCUGGCUACGUGAUAUGGCGUGGUACAGUACCUACGAAAGAUCUCAGGCAGGAGCUUCUCGAUAAGAUCGAGGACAAGCCCAUCAUCUGGCCGGGGCAGCACACAUACUGCGUCAUAUACACAAUUCCAGGCAACAACGGCUCUCUCAAGCCAGGGGAACGAUACAUCAACUUCGCAUGGUACUUCUGGCCCACGCAAUUCUCUCUACGCGACAUCAUGACCGACAGUGAUGGCCACUACCAUCGAACGACGAUUCCGAAAGGCAAACUGCAACCAGACAUCUGGAAGUCACAGCUGGAGCAAGCACGCCGUCUCCUCAACCCAGAGCUGGUCGAGCUAGCCGAGCACAUUAAAGAGCCGUUCGUGUCCGUUAUCAGCUCCAUCAGCGCACCAAAAGCCGCGUACUUCAACAACCGACUCUUCCUCAUCGGCGAUGCCUUGACACAGUCGCAGCCGAAUGUUGGUAUGGGAACGAGUCUUGCUGCAUUUGCUGCGACUACAUUGGUCAAAGAGGUGAUUUGCCCGCCAAGUCAGAGCGAGCGUCUUGGCAAGGACAGAGUGGCAGAGUGGGAGCGUAAGGCGUUGCAGGAGACUGAGCUCACUCGAUUGCGGAGCGUGUCGUUCGCGUCAUGGUAUCUGAAUUCGUGGCCUAUGAUAGGAUGGUACUUUGCGAGGUACUACUUUGAGCAGUACUGGCAGCGCUGGAUUGGGAGGAGAACGCAAGCCUUCUCCGUAUUUGGGAGGUGA